ACAAACUUUUUUUCUUUUCUUUUGCUGUUCACCUCUUUUAUUAUGCAGCGGAGCGACUCAUCCUCGCUAAGUCCCCGAGAUAACGUCCGUUUUCGUGGCGAACCACUGCUGUCCAGCGUGACUGAAUGCAUUUUGUAUGUUUUAUAGUAGCUACGUUUUCGUUUAUGUAAGAGACACCUCCGAGCUCUCUUGGUGAAGAGGUGUUUUUCCUACGCAGCAGCUGCAAAGAAGUACUGCCGACGCCCAGGCUGUGAACUACGGAGAGCCAAGGGGGCCAAACUGUCUUAACACCGCCCUCAGAGCAUGCCACGGAGAAGUCAAAGAUCAGCCUCAGUCCGUUUUGAAGCUGUGGGCAGUUACAAAAUAAAUUGUUUGUUUUAAAGUUCAAAAAGCAACAUGGCGCAUGUCAAGUCCUGAAACUCAUCGAUGACAACAACUAGACUUAUCAAGUAUGUUCAGCAUCAUCAUCAUCACCACACUCUUGAGUUUCUUGAUAAUCAUGGUGGACAAAAGCAUCAUAAGGUUGGAUUUACGGUAAAAAGUCCUGCAGCUCCUGAAGCCUUGAUCUCAGACUUAAAAAUAAGGCUUCCUUCCUCAAGAGUUGUUUUUGUGCUGAUGAGACUGUGGAUAAGGCAAGGAGCGGCGCACAUCCGAGACAGGGGAUAUAACGGGAUAAAGCGAGUGAAAGGACAAUAAAAAGAAAGAAAAAAGUUACAUUGCUUGGUGUCCACGCAUCGUCAUGCCGAGGUACAACUUCUUACUGUGCUUAGUGGUGCUCAUAUCCCUGGAAAAGUCGGGGAGCGAUGAGCCCAAUCUGCUGCUGCCUUCUGCCAGCGAGACGCCCACGGAUGCCGGGCUGUCCCUGCUGGACGAGGACGCCGGUUCUCACGAGUGCUCCGCCUGUGUUUGGAGGGAGCAGAGCAAAGUACUGAGACUGGAGACCAUCAAGUCCCAGAUCCUGAGCAAGCUGCGUCUGAAACAGGCGCCCAACAUCAGCCGGGAGGUGGUCAAUCAGCUGCUGCCCAAGGCGCCUCCGCUCCAGCAGCUCCUGGACCAUCACGACUUCCAGGGAGACGCGUCGUCCCAGGAUGAGUUCAUGGAGGAGGAUGAGUACCACGCCACCACGGAGUCCGUGAUCACCAUGGCCUCUGAGCCGGAGCCCCUGGUGCAGGUCAACGGGAAGCCGAGCUGCUGCUUCUUCAAGUUCAGCCCCAAACUGAUGUUUACCAAGGUGAUAAAGGCCCAGCUGUGGGUGUACCUGCGACCGCUGCAGCAGACCUCCACCGUCUACCUGCAGAUCCUGCGGCUAAAGCCUGUCACGGAGCAGGGCAGCCGCCACAUCCGCAUCCGCUCCCUGAAGAUAGAACUCAACUCCAGGGUCGGCCACUGGCAGAGUAUUGACUUUAAGCAUGUGCUGCAGAACUGGUUCAAACAGCCCCACACCAACUGGGGAAUCGACAUCAACGCCUUUGAUGAGAGCGGCAAUGACCUGGCAGUUACCUCGCUGCGACCUGGGGAGGAGGGGCUGCAGCCGUUCCUGGAAGUGAAAGUUCUUGAGACGACCAAACGCUCUCGGAGAAACCUCGGCCUCGACUGCGAUGAGCACUCCACCGAGUCUCGCUGCUGUCGCUACCCUCUGACUGUGGAUUUCGAGGCGUUCGGCUGGGACUGGAUCAUUGCCCCGAAACGCUACAAAGCCAACUAUUGCUCUGGCCAGUGCGAGUACAUGUUCAUGCAGAAAUACCCGCACACCCACCUGGUGCAGCACGCCAACCCCAGAGGCUCCGCAGGGCCCUGUUGUACCCCGACCAAGAUGUCUCCCAUUAACAUGCUCUACUUCAAUGACAAGCAGCAGAUAAUUCACGGCAAAAUCCCAGGGAUGGUGGUGGAUAGAUGUGGUUGCUCUUAGGCUGCAGGGGCGACGCACACUUGUGUACAGCCACCAUCGCAUCAAACCACCCAAAACCCUUAUGGAGCUCUCCCCUGACACCAGAACCCACUCUUCGGCACCAGAUUUCACUUUUGCUCAGCCACAAAAAUCAUCCCACUGGGUUUCCAUUUUUCCAGUAAUUAAAUUGAUUCUAA
Perca flavescens (yellow perch) is the source of this 2085-nucleotide messenger RNA. It is a transcript of the gene gdf11, whose product is annotated as growth differentiation factor 11. Bases 740 to 1909 code for a protein of 389 amino acids. The transcript has 5 exons. The record is from RefSeq and is a predicted model, not a curated record. Gene Ontology annotation, molecular function: growth factor activity; cytokine activity. Lineage: Eukaryota; Metazoa; Chordata; Actinopteri; Perciformes; Percidae. Gene Ontology annotation, cellular component: extracellular region.